AUGGCGAUCGAGCUGCAGCCCGAGUAUGGCUACGUGAUCGCGUCCAUCGCGGCGACCAACUUCGUCGUCCAGUACAUGGCGGGGCAGGUGGGCGCCGCGCGCAAGCGCUACGGGGUGCCGUAUCCCAAGAUGUACAUGGAGGGAGACUCGUACGACGCCAGGACCUUCAACUGCAUCCAGAGGGUGCACCAGAACACGGCGGAGAGCGCGCCACUGGUGAUGGUGACCAACGCCGUCCUGGGGGUCGUGCACCCAAUCACCGCCUCCGUGCUGAUGGCCGCGUAUUUGGUGGGCAGGCUCGUCUACUCGAAGGGAUACAGCACUGGGAGGCCGAAGAACAGGAUGCCGGGAGUCCUCAUAUCGUGGACAGCAUGGCUUGCGUCCGCAUGUGUUGCUGUCUAUGCUGGCAUCGCCCGCACGGGGAUGCUCAGCAAGUGA
Molecule: messenger RNA, 438 nt
Organism: Ostreobium quekettii
Lineage: Eukaryota; Viridiplantae; Chlorophyta; Ulvophyceae; Bryopsidales; Ostreobiaceae
Source: the annotation of a GenBank genome assembly